AUGGUUGAAGGGAGGAUUUCUUCAAAAGUUUCCAGAAUGAUAAAGGAUUCUGAGUCUCGUCUCAUGGAGAAAAUUGAUCUUUGUGAUCAUAGUAAUGAGAUGAGGGUCAAUGCUCAGAAAAUUGAACUUUUGUUUAUUCAAGAUGUGAAGAAAGUUAGAGAAGAUGUGAAUUAUAAACUCCAAGAACUUCGACAAGAUAUGGAGAAAGAGAUUCCAAAUGUUCGUACUGAAUUUGCAUCUCUCAAUCAAAAGGUGGAUAUCAUAUGUGAUGCAGUUACUAAUUUUACUAAAUUGUACGAAAGUCUGAGUCCUCAAAUUGCUCAACUUUCUACAACAGAGAACAAGAAUUUAAUGAAGGUUUUCAUGUUGUUAAAGGAGCUUAAAACCUUAUCUUCUGCACCUGCUUCGUCUUCUCUGCUCUCCUAUGAAGAUCUUAUCAAGAAAUUUUCCCAAUUCAAAGCCUUACUUCUUCAACAGUUGGCUCCUCUUUCACGAAUAUCUAGCUAUUGGUGGUUUUGCCUAACUAUUGGUGGGUUGGCUUGA
Lactuca saligna is the source of this 543-nucleotide messenger RNA. Lineage: Eukaryota; Viridiplantae; Streptophyta; Magnoliopsida; Asterales; Asteraceae. The record is from the annotation of a GenBank genome assembly.